AGAGAGAGAGAGAGAGAGAGAGAGAGAGAGAGAGAGAGAGAGAGAGAGAGAGAGAGAGAGAGAGAGAGAGAGAGAGAGAGAGAGAGAGAGAGAGAGAGAGAGAGAGAGAGAGAGAGACGAGCGCAUUAUUUUAAUAUAAUACUUAUGUGAAAUGCGCAUUUUAACCAUGCAUUCUCGUUUCGCUGUGGAUAUGUGUGGACGGCUGAUCUAGUCAGUGCAUGUCUCUCUGCCUGUCUCUGCCUGUCUCUCCGCCUGACUUUCUGCCCGUCUCCUCUCUCCCCUCGUGUUAAACGCAUGCUUGUUAUUUUUUUUAGUGCGUGCCAACUGAAAGUAUUUCCUUAAACGCUGAUGGUGCUGAGGCAAAUCCUCUUACUCCCGGCCACAAUAGACUUGUCUAUUACUAAAAAGCUUUUAAAAAGCAACCGCGCAUUGGCAGCCUGCCGUAGUCUAGUUGCCAAGGAAACACACUACCCCCUCCCCCUCUCCGCCAGUGUCCUCGCUCACCUCUCCCGCCCUUCCCUCGAGUGUUAUAUUUCAAAGCUGUCAGCAGCCUCUCGCGCUCUCUCACUGCAGCCUUUCAGCUAAAAGCUUUUUGUGGAGCCAGCGGAGCCCGCGCGAGAAAAGGCGCUGGUGGGAGUGGCCAGGGAGGGAAAAAGGGAGGGAAAACAGAGGGCCCCUUUCACCGUUGCCAGGGCAACUUGUGACGAACCCCCCCCCCCCCUCUACUAAAAGCUUUUAACCGGAUCUCUCUCCUGCCUUAGGCCCCAUUUUGAGGGCUCUUUCAGCUAAGCUGUGUGGGGGAAAGGAGACGGUUAGCUGGCGGUGACUGUGUGUUAAUGCACAGGGCUGCUCACUGUAAAGUCUAGAGAGAGAUCUCAGCAAGGCAAAAGGGCUUUUUACCCUCACACACUCUAAAGACUGUUCUGUGCAAUAGGUUGGAAAACAGGCUGUUUUUAACAAUGGCUUCAGAGGACAAUUUCAGCUACCUUCUGCCCGGCCACAGUGAGAAGCACAGGCGGGCCCGCAACUGGACCGACGGCGAGAUGAAGGCCUUGCUCUUCGUGUGGGAGGAGCAUCACAACGAGCUGAAGUUGAGCAAGAGGAACGCCAAGGUGUACGAGAAGAUGUCCCAGAGGUUCCUGGAGCUGACCGGCGAACUGCGCCACAAGGAGGAGAUCAAGAUGAAGAUCACCAACAUGUCCUUCCAGUACAGGAGACUCAAAUGCAACAGCGAGGAGGCCAGCGAGGCCCCUGAUUGGCCCUACUUCAAGGCCAUCGAGACCAUCCUGUCCAAGCCGCCGGAUAACGGACGGCUCAGCUCCUUCGAGUUCCACGCAGCGGCCGGGGGCGGGCCCUCCACCUCCUCCACCAAGUCCUCGGAGGGCCUGUUUGGCCAGGGGCCCGGGACCCGCAGCGGAGCCGGGGGCCUCAUAGGCUUCCUGCCGGAGUACACCGGCUCCUCCGACGAGAUGGAGAUGAAACAGGAAGUGAUCGACUCGCUGAGCUCGGACAGCCGUACCCUUUCAACUCAAAACCCCAUGUCUCCCUGCAGCUCCCGCCCGGGGAAGAGAAAGCGCGCGGACAGGAAGCUGGUGUCCAUGAAGAGGAAGAAGCUGCGUCUGAUGAGGGCCAUGCUCCAGGAGCAGCGCAGGAUGAGCCGCUCCAUGGAGGAGAGCAGUCGGGAGGUGCGCCGUGCCCUGCAGCAGCAGAACUUCCUCCAGAUCCAGACGCUGCAGCUCCAGGAACGCAUGAUGAACCUGCUGGAGAAGCUGGUGCAGCCCACCCUCCCGGGCUCGGCCACACCGUGGGCCCAGGGCGGGGCCCAAGAACUGGGGAAGCCGUGAGACGCGAGACAGCCCUCCCCCCAGGUGUGACGACGGAAGGUCCUGGAAGAGGUUUGAGGGACGGACGUCGCAGGGUGUUCUCUUGUAGAUAUUUAUAGAUGCAUGGGAAGGAUGAGCCGGUAUGGAGAGGAGGGGCCUUUUGGAGGCAGUCCAUUGAUCAUUUGUCCCUGUGUCAUGCUGAAGAUAGUCUUUGAUUGAUUGCAUAGGAUGCUGACUAGCCAACUAUAUUUUUUUAUUUUUGCGUUUGUGCCAGAAUAGGGUGGGAAACCAAACCAUUGUACCGUCCUUGAAAUCUUCAUGCAACUAUUUCAGCUCAUGAUUUCAGUCAAUAUUGUAUAUAGACAUGGAUGGUUUCGUUCAAAACAUUCUGUUUUUGUAGAGUAAAAUAGUAUUUUUAUUUUUUUUAACACAAUUGUUCUAUAUUGAAAAGUGUAUGUUAUAUAAAGAAAGGUUAUGGACACAGGGCUCUCAAGUCUCACGCAAUUCAACACAUGCCCACGCUCACACGCCACACUUCGUAUUUCUCACGCAGAGAAAUUACCAGGAUAGCGCCCACCAAUUUGGGCCGCUAUUAAACAGUUGAACAGGUAGGAAUCAAAUGGGUUUCCCGUACGUAGGGUAACCAGACGUCCUCUUUUGCC
Molecule: messenger RNA, 2485 nt
Organism: Gadus macrocephalus (Pacific cod)
Lineage: Eukaryota; Metazoa; Chordata; Actinopteri; Gadiformes; Gadidae
Gene: msantd1
Product: Myb/SANT-like DNA-binding domain containing 1
Exons: 3
Coding region: 960-1844 (294 amino acids)
Biological process (GO): positive regulation of DNA-templated transcription
Cellular component (GO): nuclear body
Source: RefSeq, a predicted model, not a curated record